CAAUAAAGGAAGUGAAAAAGCAACAUGGCGACCAGUCAGAGAAAGAAAGGAGGAGUUCAGCGGGUUGAGAGCAAAUUACGGGCUUGUAUCGAGCGGGGAGACUAUUAUGAAGCGCACCAGAUGUACAGAACACUUUAUUUUAGAUACUCUGCCCAAAAGAAAUACAACGAUGCUUUAGAGCUGACAUAUUCAGGAGCAUCCCUCCUUCUGGAACACAAUCAGCUGUGCAGUGGUGCUGACUUGGCCAUGUUGUGGCUGGAAGUACUGACACAGGCCAGUAUGCCUGUCAGCAAGGAAAACAUAGAUAGAGCAAUCAGCCUGUUUAAAGAGCUUGAAGCUGACUCUCCAGAGAGGAUAUCGUACAUCAAUGCAGCGCUGAAGUGGACCAAGACUGUCCACCCUGAUGAGACAUCUGGACACCCACAGCUUCAUAACCAACUAGCUCUAGUCUUCUGGAAAGAAAAGAACUACAUCCAGUCUAGAUACCAUUUCCUCCACUGUUCAGAUGGACAGGGGUGUGGCACCAUGCUGAUAGAACUGUCCCUACAGCAGGGCUUCCCUAGUGAAGUGGACCUGUUCAUAGCUCAAACUGUUUUCCAAUACCUGUGUUUGAACAACAAGAGUGCAGCAAAAGUCACCUACAUGACUUACACUGAAAGUCACCCACAGAUAGAGGAAGGACCACCUUUUCAGAAGCCUCUUCUCAACUUUGUAUGGUACCUCUUACUUGCAGUUGAAGAUUGCUUGACUGGUGGCAGCAGCGGUAAGGUGACAGUAUUCUCCGUGCUAUGUGAUAUAUACAAGCCUUCCAUCAGGAGGGAUCCUUCAUACCUCCAGUACUUGGACAGAAUAGGGCAGCUGUUCUUCGGUCUUCCACCUCCCCAACAGUCGGGUGGAUCAGGACUGCUAGAUAAUUUGAUCCAAAGUUUCCUGAGGGGAGAAGAAGAGGAGGGCCCCCCUCCAGCUCAACCAGAAGAAGAGGAUUUGGAUUAGAGUAGAUUCUUUUUUGAGACUCCUACAUGUAUAAGGUUCACCAACAAACUUGCCUGUGUAGGUUCUGCACCAAGUUCUUCAGUUUCUUCAAUUCACUUAUCAAGUGGCAUCUCAUGCUCACCAGCCACGUCUGUAGCUUCUAAAUGUCCCUGGACAACUCAUGAAGGCUUACACCACUUUACACGUCACACAGCAUGGCAUGUUGCAUGUUUCCAAUGUUUUACACAUUGGCAGAACGAACUGGACAUACACAGGGACAUGUAACUUGCAUAGCACUUCUAUAGAACAUAUUGUUUAAGAUUCUCCUCGUGUAUUUAAGGAUGAUACCCCAUUUGUAGUUUCCAAAUAUUGUGUAAGGAAAGGUAGCUUACGUAUGUAACGGACAAAAUUCUGAUUCAAAGUUAACCAACCAACCAACCAACAGAAACCAUGGUUUUGGGCAGGUGCAGUAUAUUCUGCCGACAAGCUCAAAUGCUUGAGUAAUGCCAUCCAAUUGGCAAAAUGGCUGACACAUAUCAUACUUAUGACGCCACCACCAAGCGUCAUUUUCAUUCAAAAACUACAAGAUCAUUAUCGGUGUAGAAUUGCUCCAAAGUGUAGCCAGAUUGACAGGAAGCAAUUAUUUACCUAAAGUGAGCAGGUUUGAAAUGUUUAAAAAGUGGAAUACCUUUUCUGACCCUUUAAAGUUGAAAGAUAGGUCUGUGCUGCCAUCACCUAUCCUGGCUUCAAGCAAGGUUCAUAUUUGUAUUAUACUACCAUGGGAAAAACUGGUGACAUAGAUUACAUACUGAAGUUCCUGACUUUUUCACAGUAUUCUUUAUGUUUUCACUGUAACUUCUGUAACGUGAACUUACCAUUAACAUUAUCUUUUCAACCUCUCCCUACAGUUGUGAAGUUUAAGUUCCAUGAGAUUGUCCAUUUUCUUUAGACGGUGAAGUUUUGUUACUACUGUUGAAGAUUUAAAGUACAGUAAUUAAUAUAUUUGCUACAUCUAAUGUAUGGUGUUAUUUGAACUUUAGAAGACUUUCAGAAUUUUCAUCUUAAUCCAAAUAUAUCUUGCCAAUUUUUCCUCAAACUUCUGCGGAGAAUUGUCGCCUACACUAUAGAUGUAACAUAUUGCUUAUGUUAAGUCAUAGUGUAGAAAUGAGUUUACAGUUUCUUACAUGGGAAAAGAAGUAUUGACUAUGCACUUCAACACCAAGCGCAAUUCCCUGUAUGGCUUCCAAGGAUAUGUAAAUAAUGUAAGUUAUUAAUAACAAGAGACACCCACAAAAAUAAACUUUGAAGGAUGUUUAUAGGAGCCUAUAGUUCUGGAUGCUGUUCCCUUUUAAUUUAAUAUCCAGAUGAACUGAUGGCAAUAUAGAAAGAAGUUGGUUUCCCAUCUAGUGUGAUGGUAAUUUAUUAAGUCUUGAAAUGUGAGCAACAAGUACAGAUGACAUGAACUUGAGGGUUGUGCCCCUGUGGACAAGUUUGGGAUCAUCUCAUAAAAGUUGAUGCUUUCCUUUUCAACUCUUUGUUCAAGUUUGACAGAACUAGAAAGAAGAAUUUCCAUUAAAUGUAACAAUGAGGUAUAUGACAAGA
Branchiostoma belcheri (Belcher's lancelet) is the source of this 2574-nucleotide messenger RNA. Its product is annotated as Golgi to ER traffic protein 4 homolog. Gene Ontology annotation, cellular component: BAT3 complex; cytosol. Gene Ontology annotation, biological process: protein insertion into ER membrane. The record is from RefSeq and is a predicted model, not a curated record. The coding region runs from base 25 to 993 and encodes 322 amino acids. The transcript has 9 exons. Lineage: Eukaryota; Metazoa; Chordata; Leptocardii; Amphioxiformes; Branchiostomatidae. Gene Ontology annotation, molecular function: protein binding.